Molecule: messenger RNA, 2919 nt
Organism: Bombus huntii
Lineage: Eukaryota; Metazoa; Arthropoda; Insecta; Hymenoptera; Apidae
Product: transmembrane protein 205
Exons: 5
Coding region: 1117-1722 (201 amino acids)
Source: RefSeq, a predicted model, not a curated record
GAUGAUAAUAAUCAUAAAAGUGAUUAUUUUAUAAAUCGUAAUUGAAAUCCGAGUAAAGAGAAUUUGCUGAGUUAUUCUAAAUGCAUGUGUGGAACGUGUACAAAUUUUACAAGUACAUAGUUCUUCGACAGGAAGGUUCUUGACCCGAAUAACUCUUCGCAUACUAUAUCUAUAGGACGAUUCUUGGAAUUUCAAAACAGGAUUACAUGACUUUCCAAUUCGCCCAAAAGUUACGUAUUAUUUGUUCGAUAUAUCACGUUCCGUUCAGUAUUUAUAUUAUACUUUUUCAGAAGAAAUCCACGUUGGUUAAGAAACCUGAUAAUCAAUUGCUUCGCGCUUUCAACGUUAUAAAUGUCGAGUACAUAUAAUAAGUAAUACGUACGUAUAAGUGGGUAAAAAUUCCACUACUACAGUCUCUAAAUCCUCACAUGAGAUGUUUGAUCUUUUUUUCGUUAGUGAUUUUUUCUAAGCAAAAGUAUGCAUUACGAGAUUUGUAACUGAGUUUCUUUUUUACAAUUAGUACAUUAAACGUUUGCUUACGACUCAGUGGUGUUAUGUCGUAAUUAGUUUGCAUCGCUAAUGGUGUCAUUUUGUAAGUUAUUGCAUUAUUUAUAUUUAUACGCCGUCUUCGUCACAUCAGAUGUUGAUAUGCAUACACUGAAAGAGUCAAUGAUCGUUUAUAGAAAGGUUAAAUAUAUAACUAGCGAGUAGCUACCUACGUGGUCCAUGUCUCUCGUUAUUUCAAGAAGCAAAUGAUACAAUACUUAUUAACCCACUGCUACGGUGGUCAGUUUGUCACGUAGACAGUAUACGUACUACGAUAUAUACCCACAGGAUAUGACUCUCCUAUUUCUUGAUUAAGCGAUUAAACGAAAAAGAUUAACGUUAAUCGCGUUUAAUUUCGUGGUCAGUUAUUACAUGCAGAAGGCGUGAUAACCACAGAGUUACGAGAUAUAGCGUAACUAAUGAUGAAAGGAGUGGCAAACAAAUAGGAAAUGACACCCAAAUCAGCCAGUUCUAAGACAAGUGACGCGAAAGACGGACGUCAUAAGAGUAAUUUGACCGGCUUGAAACGUGAUAAUUCUAUUUUACACGACGCAACCGGCUCAUGUAAUUAUGAUCGCAGCAGUCCUAUGCGUGACAUCGGCUCUUGUACCAACUACUGACAGAAUACACGUUAGUCAUCCUCAAUCGAGAAUAGCAGCCUUUAUUUACCUAGCUUCAUUCGUGAUGCAUCUUGGUGCGCAAAUUUGGAUGACUUUUGUAUCAGGUCUUACCUUGUACUUCGCAUUACCAAGACAUACGUUUGGGGAGGUGCAGCGUAUCCUGUUUCCAAGAUACUUCACCAUUAAUGCAUGCCUUAGUCUCACUACACUUCUUAUUUUCGUCAAACAUCAUCCUAUACACACAUGGAACACUGAAAUUGCCAUUCAGGUAGGUGGUAUGUCCAGUGCCUUUUUUCUGGAGCUAUUGAUACGACUCUACUUGACUCCGCCUCUUCUACGGCUAAUAGUACAGAAGAAUACUCUGGAACGUGCUGCUGGUGUCGGCAACGAGAUUGGUGUUCACAAUCCUGGUUCUCUGAAACACUGCCCCCACUAUUUAAAGAUUCAUCAAGCAUUUAGACGCGUCCAUGUUUAUAUAGCAAUGGGAAACAUGUUGACUAUGGGAUGUACGGUGUUACAUCUCCAUUAUAUAGCUAGUAAAUUAUGCUUUAUUUAAAGACACCGUUAGUCCCCUAAGUAAUGAGUUUUACUGAAUAUAUCUGUAUUCAGAAUCUUCUGAAGAGUACUAGUACACUAGUAAAUUAGCAAAGAAACGCUAAUAUGUACUGCUUUCAACGUCAUAUAGUGUUUGCUUCUCAAUACAGAAGAUAUUUAAUGAAAAUAUCCGAUAUGUUCUUUGAAAGAAAAAGAGCAAUUCAUAAGGCUGAUGAAUAUGCUUGUAAAAGAACGAAGUGAGUAUUCUAAAACGCGUUUAGAAUUCUCUACAUAUCCAAAAGGAUUGAAAAUACUGAACUUGAUCUAUAUCCCUGUAGAACGAGCGUUCAGUAAUUUAGGCAUGACAGUAAAAUGAAAAAUUUAUACUUUCUAGAAUUCUCAAAAAAGAACAUGAUCUAUUAAUUUACUGUUAACGCGAUGCAUUAAUUAUAAUAAAAAUGUAACGAUAUACGAAUGACGAUAAACGUAACUCUUCUACGUUUAACCGUGAGAUAAUUACUGUUUUGUCGUUAAUCACCUAAUCUCUUAUUUGUUCCUCUUUUUCUCCGGAAGAGAAGUGGAAUGUGCGUGUUUGUGGUUCGUACGUGUGCCUUCAGUUAAAAUGCAAGAGAAUCACUUGGCUAAAGAAUGAAUGAAUCAUGGAACUAGUGAAAAAAACAAAAUAUACACUUUACAGUGAGAUAAAUUACAUGUCAUUAGCCCUUAUUUUUUACAUAUAUAUACAUAUAUAUGAAAUUUAAUGGAAUAUUCCCAGCGAGAACAAGAUAAAAUAGGUCUUGCCAAAGUUUAAUGUAAAUUAUUGAUAGGGAUAAUAUCUUUAAAAUUUAUUCGACGUAGCUAUAUGUAUAAAUAUGCCUUUUAACUAUUGAUGUUAAAUUGAGAAAAAGGAAAGAAACGUAAGAUCUUUGACUAUAUUAAAUAAAUAGAUAGUAAAAGGCUUGCUCUGCAUCAGAGUUAGUGAUAUUUAUUGAAAUAGCGAUAGCAUUAUAAUAGUUUAAUCCUAUGUCUGUGUAAAGUUAUCGGAUAUUUAAUGGAAAACGAACGGGAGAUUAUCGUGAAAAAUUAAUGUAUUAAUUGACUAAUAUUUUGUCUCGCACACACAUUUCAUUAUUGUAAAUAAUGCAUCUCGCUCAUUAUGUAGUUAUAAAUUAUAAAACACUUGAGUACCAAUAUAAAUCGUACUUUUCUAAAACAUAAA